UCCACCUGUUGCAGCGUUUGAGCUCAGGAGAAGGCAGCUCUGGGCACGGACUUCUGCUCCCAGCCCCACUGGGCAGGGCAAGGCCACUUGCGAAGAAAGGGGAGCCAGGGACCAUCCUGAACCUGUCCCACAGAGCAGGUGCGCUUGGGGAGCGGUCCGCCCUCGUGCUGCUGCGAAGCCUGUGUGCCCAGCAGAGAUCCGAGCCGGCUGAUCUGCCUCUUCGCACUGUCCUUGCUUCCUUGUGUCUGCCCCAAACCGGUUCCAGCCUCUGAGCCCUGGUUUUUCUAGUGGAUAGAGGCUCGGCGGAACAUUGUCACUAAUACGCAACACAGAUUCAGGGGAGACAGCCUAUAUCCCGGCCAUCACAGCUUGGAAAGCAAGGUUCCGGGGAACCCAGACCUUGAUGUUGAGCUUACCCGCCGAUUGUCUCUGGACCCAAGACCGUUCCUUCAAGAGGAGUUCAAGUUCCGGGGAGUUUGCCUUGAAGGCACACCACGCCCCCUCCCCAAUCUGAGCCGAAUUAGGAGCCUGGGUGAACUCGGGUCGCCCGCACCCUAGCACCAAGCCGAAGCAGAGACUCCGUACCCCGACCCUUAAGCCUUAAGGAGAACUCCAGAGCAGACGGAGAGGCGGCGGCGACAAAGCGGAUUCGAAACCACGAGUCCAGGCAGCAGCAGUGGGGAGCUGGCUUCGCAGGAACGACCGAGAAGGCGGCGGCCGGGAGAUCCACGCCGCCUUGGGGAGCGCGCAGCGGGCAUGGGCGAGCCCGCACGCAGAGCGGGCUAAAGUCGGCAGAGCAGAUCCUCUCAGGGGCGUGGGCACAAGUCCGCGGGCAGCGACCCUCGCGGGGUUGUCCUCCAGUGCCAUGGCUGGCCGCGGUUGCGGCUGCAGCCCCGGGCACCUGAACGAGGACAACGCGCGCUUCCUGCUGCUCGCGGGGCUCAUCCUGCUCUACCUGCUGGGCGGCGCCGCAGUCUUCUCCGCGCUGGAGCUAGCGCAGGAGCUGCAGGCCAAGCAGCGCUGGGAAGAGCGCCUGGCCAACUUCAGCCGGGGCCACAACCUGAGUCGCGAAGAACUGCGAGGCUUCCUCCGCCACUACGAGGAAGCCACCAGGGCGGGCAUCCGCAUGGACAGCGUGCGCCCUCGCUGGGACUUCACGGGCGCCUUCUACUUCGUGGGCACAGUGGUUUCUACCAUAGGGUUCGGGAUGACAACACCAGCCACCACGGGAGGGAAGAUUUUUCUCAUCUUUUAUGGUCUCAUUGGAUGUGCGAGUACCAUCCUCUUCUUCAACCUCUUCCUGGAGCGGCUGAUCACCGUCAUUGCCUAUGUCAUGAGAUCCUGUCACCAGCAGCAGCUGCGCAGACGUGGGGCGGUGACCCAGGACAGCGUGAAGGCCCCUGAAAAGGGCGUGGCGGACAGCCUGGCUGGCUGGAAGCCCUCAGUGUACUACGUCAUGCUGAUCCUAUGCCUGGCGUCAGUGGCCAUCUCCUGCGGAGCCUCGGCUCUGUACACCGCCAUGGAGGGCUGGAGCUACUUUGACUCGGUCUACUUCUGUUUUGUGGCUUUCAGCACCAUCGGCUUCGGGGACCUGGUCAGCAGCCAGAAUGCUCAAUAUGAGAGCCAAGGGCUCUACCGCUUCUUCAAUUUCUUCCUCAUCCUCAUGGGCGUCUGCUGCAUCUACUCCUUGUUUAACGUCAUCUCCAUCCUGAUCAAACAGACCGUGAACUGGAUCCUGAGGAAACUGGAUAGCGCGUGUUACCCACAAUGCCAAAGAGGACUCCUGCGGUCCAGGAGGAAUGUGGUGAUGCCGGGUAAUAUCCGGAACAGGUGCAACAUCUCCAUAGAGACAGACGGGGUGAUGGAAAGUGACACCGAUGGACGACGUCUCUCGGGGGAGAUGAUCUCCAUGAAGGACACCAACAAGGUGUCCCUGGCCAUCCUGCAGAAGCAGUUGUCUGAGAUGGCCAAUGGUGGACCCCACCAGGCCAGUGCAUCCUCCCGGGAUGACGAGUUCUCAGGGGGAGUGGGAGCCUUUGCAGUAAUGAACAACAGGUUGGCAGAGACCAGUGGAGAUAGGUAGGGACCAGAGGCAGCUGCUAGAUGAGGAAACCCAGGGCAAGUGAGGGAUUAGACAUUGUCACUCCACCACUGGUGAGUUCAGCUGAGGCUCUGGCCGUGGCAAUUAGCACCUCCAGCCCAGGUUUUGAAAUCUGACCUUGGCAUCGAGCAACAAGAGCCUCUCAAGGUCAAGGACUAAAGCCUCCGUCCCUGAUUCUUACUUUACUCUUGAAUUCCAAAUUUCACUUUUGGAAUUGCUGAGGGCCUCGCCUUCCUCCAGAGCUGUGAGAGCUGUGAUCAUCUGAGGGAGACAAGUCUCGGUCCAGCUUUAAUUUCACUACCAUGAUCCACCCGUGAUCCAUCCCUAGGGAGGGAAAGCCUCAGAAAGCCUGAUUCUGUCCUGGAGUGUGAAUGGUGACUGACCUUCCCCCAGCCUCUCAAGGAAAGGCAACGAAUAUUCCAGAACGUCUCUGGGCCUUCUUUGUGCUGGGCUUCCUUCCAAGCCUUCUGUUGUUGGUUCCAUUGACAGGGAAACGAUCAACUCUAUAUACCUGCUUCUCUGUUUGAGAGUCUUGGUUUUGUUUUGUUUCCUGUUUGACUAAUGUAUCUUUUGGAUCUUAACGUGAUAAGAAAACUAACUCCAUCUGCAAACCUUGAAGCUUGGCAGUGAGUCAAGGAGAAGGGAAACUCCAUCUUGUUACUAAAGCCCACAGCUUAACUGUGUUCUCUCUGAAUGGUUACGCGGAUUGUGUCACUUUACCAGGGCUUGGGGCCUGUUGUAGAGGCAACUAUUUAUUGGAACUGAAAAUUUAAUAAAUUCUCCUUUUGUUAACUACGA
Apodemus sylvaticus (European woodmouse) is the source of this 2899-nucleotide messenger RNA. It is a transcript of the gene Kcnk13, whose product is annotated as potassium two pore domain channel subfamily K member 13. Gene Ontology annotation, biological process: stabilization of membrane potential; potassium ion transmembrane transport. The transcript has 3 exons. Gene Ontology annotation, cellular component: membrane. The record is from RefSeq and is a predicted model, not a curated record. Gene Ontology annotation, molecular function: potassium ion leak channel activity. Lineage: Eukaryota; Metazoa; Chordata; Mammalia; Rodentia; Muridae. Bases 866 to 2083 code for a protein of 405 amino acids.